Molecule: messenger RNA, 5665 nt
Organism: Perca fluviatilis (European perch)
Lineage: Eukaryota; Metazoa; Chordata; Actinopteri; Perciformes; Percidae
Product: prospero homeobox protein 1-like
Exons: 8
Coding region: 806-3538 (910 amino acids)
Biological process (GO): regulation of transcription by RNA polymerase II
Cellular component (GO): nucleus
Molecular function (GO): DNA-binding transcription factor activity, RNA polymerase II-specific; RNA polymerase II cis-regulatory region sequence-specific DNA binding
Source: RefSeq, a predicted model, not a curated record
UACAUUUCUUCUAUUAAGACUGUUUGCAGCUUCUCCGCUAAUUAGAAAGGUCGGUGAACCUGACUUUGAGUUUACCCUCCGCGCCACGCUCUGGCUCCUGUCUCCUCGCUCUCCCUCUCCGCUCUGGCUGCGCGCUGCUUUCGGAGGGCUCCUUAUAAAUAAAAUCCACCGUCCCUGGUUCCUCUUCCUUAUUGGUCAGGUGGAGUCGUUACCUCACUCCGGGGCCGGUGACGCAGCGUCUUCACGUAUCCUUCAUGUGCGUCUCUUCUUGUUUCUUAUUGAGAGUCUUGCCCUCGGCCAGAGCGGAGAAAACUGGAUUCGCAACGAGCCGAGAGUGCCGGACGGACCGGGCGCGCUCCAUACUAAACACUUCCCAUCCCGGGAGAAGAGCGGCGCACAAGAGCAGUCUCUCUCUCUCUCUCUCUCUCUCUCUCUUUCUCUCUCUCUCCCUCUCUUUCUGGGUCUCGCUCUCUCACUCUCUCUCUCACACACACACACACAUACACACACACACACACACUUUCUCUAUGAGUUUUUCCGUCUGUCUUUCUCGCUACCUCCCACACACACAUACACACACACACACACACUCACGCCCGCGCGCACGCUCUGCAUACGUCUCCACUUUGCCAUAGUAAACUGAGCAUUGAUCUCAGCGACGAGUGCGGAUCUGUCUCUUGUGUUCGCCCUUUCUUCGACGGACCGACUUGGAGAAACGCGAGAGAGAGAGAGAGAGAAGUGACUCUUCUCAUCCGGCGCGUCUGUGAGGACCCCCCUGGUCAUGUCCGCUUAGCUCCCCUGCGUGAUGCCUGAUCAUGACAGCGCCACCCUCCUAACCAGACAGACCAAGCGCAGACGUGUCGACAUCGGGGUGAAAAGGACUGUGGCUAGUGCGUUAUUCAGCCGCGCCAGGGAGACCCUGCUUGAAAGCAUGAACCAAUCACGCGGCUCCGAUCAGGACGGAGAAUGCUCGCUGGUCGGUCACGGCCACGGCGGUGCCAGCGGCGACGGGGAGAAGUCGAAUGUUUUGAGGAAAUUGCUCAAGAGGGCCAACUCGUACGAAGACGCCAUGAUGCCUUUCCCUGGUGCUACCAUCAUCUCUCAGCUGCUGAAGAAUAACAUGGGGAAGAAUGGAGGGAGUGACUCAGGCUUCCAGGGGAGUGGAGCUCUGUCCAGUGGAGGCUCGGAGGUCCACGCCGAGGACGCCUGCAGCAACUCCUCCCGCGACAGCCCGUCUGACUGCCUCUCUCCCGGGCCUCCUCUUCCCCCUCCACCUUCUUCCUCCUCCUUUGGGCGACCGGUGCCUCCUUCAAGCCUCAACUCCCACGCUCCCUCUCAGCCCCUCUCCCUCUCCACCUUCGACUUGGACAGGCUGUCGGACGAGCACCUCCGCGCCAAGCGCGCCCGCGUGGAGAACAUCAUCCGCGGCAUGAGCCACUCGCCGCUGGUCCGGCCCAACGGCGACCACGGCCAAGAAAGCAACCGCGAAAACGAGACUUGCAGCAACAACAGCAGCAGCGGCGGCAGCAACGACCGGCGAGGAGACGGCAACAGUCACGGCGCCAGCGGCCACGACCACAGCCGGAGCGACGGCCCUUCUUCCCUCCUGAGCUCUCCGGGCUCGCGGGGCGGCGUGGGCGGCGAGGUUUAUAGGGAGAAUAAAAGAAAGCAGCGCCUGCCGCAGCAGCAGCACAGCUUCACGCAGCUGGUGUGUUCCAGGCAGGAGCAGAGACAGGAAGAGAGACGGCAGCUGAAACUGCAACUGGAGGACAUGCAGAAACAGCUGCGUCAACUCCAGGAGAAGUUCUACCAGAUCUACGACUCCGAGACGGAGGAAGAGGAAGAGCACGGCGAGAGCAGAGAGGCCGACCGAGGUGGAGAAAGAGAGGAGGACGGUAACUUGUCAGAGGACAGCAUCCGCUCCGAUGGCCUGGAGGACAGGUACAGAGACAGAGGGCGGCGUAGCAACGACGACCUGUCUGAACUGGACCCAGGCCUGUUUCUGGACCGGGCCCGGGCCCUCCUCCGAGAACAGGCCCUGAUAGACGGAGAAAUGGAGGAGGAUGAGGAGAGGAACGUAGAUAGGGUGAUUAAGAGGAGAGGAGGAGUGGCAGGAGGAGGUAGGCAGCUUGCAGAGACGCUGAAGCAGGAGCUGAACUGCGCCGUGUCGCAGGUCGUCGACACCGUCGUCAAGGGCUUCUCCUCGCCCAAGCCGGCCGUCGGCCACCAUCAUGGCUGCCACGGCGGCACACCGGCUGCACCCUCCUCUUCUUCCAACUCGUCCUCUUCCUGUCCUCCACCGUAUGGGCCCCUCCCCUCUCUCACCCCGGACACCCGCUUCGGUGGUGGCGCGCUGGCCCUCAGUAUGAACGGCGACGGCAGUCCGACCCCGAGCUACCACUCCUCCAACCAGAGGCUGCACUGCUUCGCCGACGUAAUCGUCCCGAGCCCGCUGGACUCAUUCGGCGGGUUGAGCGGCAGGCUGAGCGGUUUGCCGACGUCCAGCGACCAGACUGAGGCACUGCCACUGGUGGUGCGCAAGAGCGGCGGAGGGGGCGGAGGAGAGAACGCUAACGCCUCUCUUCCUCCUCCUCCUCCUCCUCCUCCUCCUCACCAUCCCUCGCUCCACCCCUCUCCCCUCACGGCCUCGCUCGGGUUUAGCCCUCCAUCCUUUCGCCACCCGUUCCCUCUUCCCCUUAUGGGUUACCCCUUCCAGAGCCCCCUUUCACACGGGGGUGGCGCUGGCUACCCUCCGGGGCCCAAGGACCUUCAUCGGUCCUCCCCCGAUUCUAUGGACAUGACCCGGGAAACUGUCAGCCUCAGAACCAAAAUGGCAUCCCUCGGAGGAGGCCAUCUCAGUCACCACCACCACCACCACCACCACCACAGGCAGAGCUCACCGGGCCAACAUGGGCCAGAGGGCCUGUCCCUGUCCCUCAUAAAGUCUGAGUGUGGAGACCUGCAAGACAUGGCCGACAUAUCGCCCUACUCAGGCAGCACCAUUCAGGAGGGCUUGUCUCCCAACCACCUGAAGAAGGCCAAGCUGAUGUUCUUCUACACCCGCUACCCUUCCUCCAACAUGCUCAAAAUAUUCUUCUCAGACGUCAAGCAGUGGGGAAUCUGGGGGCAAAGAAGACAGAAAAGGCCACUGCAAGAUUUCAAUCGCUGCAUCACCUCCCAGCUGAUCAAGUGGUUCAGCAACUUCAGGGAGUUCUACUACAUCCAGAUGGAAAAGUUCGCCCGGCAGUCCAUCAACGAGGGCGUGACCGCCUCAGAGGAGCUGGUGGUGGGCCGCGAUGCCGAGCUCUUCAGGGCGCUCAACAUGCACUACAACAAGGCCAACGACUUUGAGGUUCCUGAACGAUUUCUGGAGGUGUCCCAGGUGACCCUGCGCGAGUUCUUCAACGCCAUCGUGGCGGGAAAGGACGCAGACCCGUCCUGGAAGAAGGCCAUCUACAAGGUGAUCUGCAAACUAGACAGCGAGGUUCCCGAUGUCUUCAAGUCCCCCAACUGCCUACAAGAACUCCUCCAUGACUGACUAGGGCGAGGACGGAAACGCAGCGAGCGAGACAAGCCUCCGAGGAGCGUGAGACGACCGUGAGAAAGUGAGGCUGAGGUCUUCGGUAAAAACAUGCGUUUGAUGCCGAGACUUGGUUUUCCUCGGACGCUUCUGGAGAGGUUUUUUUGGUGGUUGUUUUUUUUUUUUGGGGUCAGCCCAACGUUUAAAACACAAGCCUGCCCUCAAAAUGUUUUAUACAGGAAAAAAAAAAUAAAAAUAGUCCUCUUGACCUCUUGGCUCAAGAGUCGGACAAUACUCAAAUUAAGAUAUUGUGUUGAGACUUUUACCAAUUAAAAGCCAAACAGUGGAAAUCCUUGCACUUACAAAAACAGCUCCUCCUUUGCCGAAAAAACCCCCCCCUGUCUUCUCUUUCUCCUCCACCUCGUCCGAGCUCGCUCUUCGUCCUUCUCUGGAGGAACAAAAAGGUAUGAGGAAGAUGAUGGAUCAAUCUUCAGCCCGUGACUUGGGGGUUAGGGAGCAAACUAAAUAUAAAGAUGAUAAUAUAUAAAGAAAAUCUUUUUAUUGUGGAUGUUUUUGAGUUAGAUGGACAUUUUUGGGGAGAAAAAAAAGGUGAUGUUUCUGCAUUUUUUUUUCUUCUUUGUAUGAGCUUACAGCCUCUUUACUAUAAACCCUCAGUCGAUCGCGUAGAUACCCAUGCACACACAACCACAAACACACACACACGCACACGCACACCUCUUGAAUAGGAUCGCACAGUAGCAUUCCCAAAUCCUCACUUGAACCCAGACAAAAUGGACAUAAAUACACUUAGUUGUGGUUUCUUUCCCUUCUUUUUUCCCCCUCCUCUUUUUUACUACUCGCUCUUUUUACUGUACCGAGACGUACUGGGUGUUUGUUCUGACUGUUGCUCUCCCUGCCCCACCCUUCCCGUGCUGCCCCUCUUUGCUCAUGUUGCAUUCAGGCACCCAGAGCAUCGAAGACAAAAAAACAACCUUUUUUUUUUUCUUUUUUUUUAUAAUCUCUCAUAUCUAGAGUCCCGUUUUUACAAUAUCAGAAAAAUAGGUAAUGCAGACAUUAGACAAACUGUAUGGACAUUUUAUUUUAAGCCGUCAUGAAUCAGAUUGAUCCUUAACCUCCGUUACCGCAAUUAUUUCACUAAAUUACUACAGCCUGACCAACGUGACACAUGCUGAUAUUGACAGAGAAUGGCCCCCUUUUUUUUUCGUUGUUUUUACUUAACAGACUUUUUUUUUGUAUUAUUAAAAUGUUAUGUAUGAUAUGUGACAAAUUUUUGUACUGAGAAGGUCAGUUAUUUCAGUGAUUUCUGGUGGACGCUGUUUCUCAUUGAACAUCUGACAGAGAAAUACAUCUGUGAUAGGCUAAUACUGUAUCUGGUCCAACUACUACUGGUUUAUUUAUCACAUUUUCAAUAUAUAGCACUGAUGCUGGAUACAUUCAGGACACAUUGUGGACAUGUUAGUGCUGUAACAAUUUUUGGUAUUCAUUUAUUUAUUUUUUUUUCUUUAUAAUCUGUGUUGGAUGCUUCAUUUGUUUUCUCAGAACAUUCAAAGUCCUAAUCUGAAAGAAAAGAAAAAAAUCACAUUUGCAUCAAUUUGUGAUUUCAUUCAAGUGGAUUCACUGUAUUGUAAAUCAUUGUUGUGAACGUAAUUUGAAUCACCAUUUUGUAACAACGACCAGGAACCCAAACCCAUUCAUUCCAGUUCCAUGUGCUUCGUAGAUCCCUUUCUAAGCAGCACGUCAUUCCCACAUGAUACAAACACAAGAAUCAUUCUUCCUGGUGCUCUGGGACAGGCUAACCUUUGGCAACACACAAGUACUGACUGGACUCAAGCACUUGCACAGAGGAUUUUAGCACUGAAAAACACCGGCGACUAACCGUGGUACAAUCAGCCGUUCUCAAAAUUGAGCUCAUACAUUCAGAGGUGUCAAAAUGUCUCAUUUUAACCCUGUUUCGUGCUGAGAACCUUGAAACUGGAAGUCACCGUAAGUUACCAAACCACUAUUGGAAAAAAAUAGAUUUUUCUCUUUGCUCUGGGUGGCAGACCAACAGACGGGCAGCUGCCCCGGCCGGGUCAUGUGUGUGAAGUGUUUAAGGUUUUAACAGCAGUAAACAAAAAAAAAAAA